Messenger RNA from Tetrahymena thermophila SB210, 858 nucleotides. Its product is annotated as transmembrane protein, putative. Lineage: Eukaryota; Ciliophora; Oligohymenophorea; Hymenostomatida; Tetrahymenidae. The transcript has 4 exons. The record is from RefSeq and is a predicted model, not a curated record.
AUGAAUAAAUAAUUAUUAAUUUUAUUUAUUCUAAUUCUUUAAAUAUUUGAGUAAAAAGACACAUACUGGCACCUAAAAUUUUCUAAAAUUAAUGUUUUUUUACUGUGUACUUUAUAAAACUUUUAUUUUGAAAGUUUAAAAAAUAAAAUUAUAGUCUUAAGUUUUUAAUAGGGAAGAUUAUGUAUAUAUAAAAAAUUAUUCAUUUCUUUAGUUUAAUUAAUUUAAAUUGAAUAAAGCAAAAAUCAGAUUUUAUUAAAAAUUUUUGUAAAUUAAUAAAUAAAUACAAUAAAAAUAUUAAGCAAAAUUAGUAAGUCAAUAAAAAAACUUAGCUAAAAUUAAAAAUCUUAUCUAAUUUUUAUUGAUUUAUUUAUUUAUUUGCUAUUUCUCAAUUUAAAUCUUUAGCUUUGGAUUAACUAGUUUUUUUCAAAUUAAAAUACAAAAAUACAAUUAAAAUCGAGUAUUUUAAAAAAAUCAAUAUUGAAAAAAUGGAAAAUAAAAAAAAAAAUAAAAAUAUUUAAUAAGCUUUAUUUAAAAAAUAAAUGCCAUAAAUAUAAUAUAAAUAUUAAAAAAAUGUAAAAUAAAUUAAAGAAUAAUUAAUAUUAUUUAAAUAAAUUUGUUUCAAUUAAAAUAUGUUUAAAUUUUAUUAAAAAUAUUAAUUAAAACAUCUUUAAAUUUUAUUAAAAAUACUAAAUAAAUAAAUAAUAAAUUAAAAUUUAUUGGAUUUUACUAUUAAAAAUUGUUUAUUACAAAUAAAAUGACAAAUUUUGUUGUGUUGUUAGUUUCUUUUAAGAAUAUAAUUAUUUGUAAGUGAGUUAUUUACUUCAUAAAUUUUACUGUUUUGUUUUGACAUAAAUUUGA